UAUUAAGUCAACUUCACUUGCGAUUAUAUUUCUAGUUAAUAUGAAAAUGUUAAAAUUCAGUUGCCUACUGUUGUCAGUAGUUUUUUUAUCAUCAUAUGGCCUAUUUUUGAAAAAUAAUUAUUCUUUUCUAACUGAUGAUUCUCUUAUUAAAAACUUAACAGAAAAAAAUGCAGAAUUAUUUUUAGAAAAAGUCAAUAAGAUUUUAAUGGAAAUUGCUAAUACAGAAAUGGAAGCCUUGUGGAAUCAUCAAAGUAAUUUAAAUGAUUCUUACUUGGCUGAUUUUAGUACCAAUGUUUUCAUUGAAACUGCUACUUUCAAAAAAUUAUUGAUAAAAUAUGUUGAAAAAUUGCCUUGGAAAAAUUUAAAUAAUACAUAUCUUAGAAGGCAAUUUUCAAAAAUGGGUGACAUUGGAAUCGCUGCCCUAUCUCCACAACGUUUAAAUGAAUAUCAAAUGAUUACAAAUGACAUGGUUAAAACAUUUUCAACAGCUAAAGUUUGUGAAAUGGAAAAUGAAAAAAAAUGUAAUCUCAAUUUAGAAUCAGAUCUCAUAAAAUUAAUGGCCACCAAUCGAAAUGAAACAAUGCUUAAAUAUUAUUGGACCGAAUGGCGAAAAGUUAGUGGUGAAAAAAUAAAAUCUUUAUAUUCCGAAUAUGUUAAAAUUGGCAAUGAAGCGGCAAAUUUAAAUGGAUAUGAAAAUAAAGCUAAUCUUUGGAUGGAAAAAUAUGAAGUGGAUGAUUUUGAAUAUCAAAUCGAAUCUGUUUGGCAGGAAAUUAAACCCCUUUAUCAAGAAAUACAUGCCUAUGUAAGAAGAAAAUUGAGAGAAAAAUAUGGAGAAAAUAUUGUCUCCAUGAAGGGACCAAUUCCAGCUCAUCUUUUAGGAACAAUGUGGGCUGAUUCUUGGGAGAAUAUAGCCGAUUUUACUCUACCAUAUCCUGGAAAAAAAUUACCAGACGUAACUCCAAAUAUGAUAAAACAAAAUUACACAGCAAAGAAAAUAUUUCAUUUGGCAGAGGCAUCAUUCUUGUCAAUGAACAUGAGUGCAAUGCCUGAUAUGUUUUGGAAUAAGUCCAUUUUUGAGAAACCAAUUGAUCGUGAAGUAAUUUGUGAACCAAGUGCAUGGGAUUUUUAUAAUGGUAAAGAUUUUCGAAUAAGAAUGUGUACAUCAAUAGAUGAAAAUUCAUUACAAAGAGCACAUCAUGAAAUGGGUCAUAUCGAAUACUAUAUGGAAUAUAAGGAACAACCUGUUAUUUUUAGACGUGGUGCUAAUCAAGGAUUUCAUGAAGCUAUUGGCGAUAUGAUUAGUUUAAGUAUCACGACACCAAAACAUUUGCAAAAAAUAGGUCUCCUCGAAAAUUAUAUUGUCGAUGAUGAAGCAUCGUUAAAUCAUUUAUAUCUCAAGGGACUUCAAUUAAUUUCCAAUCUUCCAUUUGCAUAUAUUAUGGAUUUAUAUAGAUGGAAAAUAUUCAGAAAUGAAAUUUCAUCUGACAAUUAUAAUUCUCAAUGGUGGAAAUUGGUAGAAACAUUUCAAGGUAUCGAGCCCCCCAUCAAUAGAACAGAGGAAAAUUUUGAUGCUGCUUCUAAAUUUCACAUUGUUAAUGAUGUGGAAUACAUAAGAUAUUUUAUCAGUAAUGUUAUACAGUUUCAAUUUUAUCAAGCCUUAUGCAUUGCCGCUAACGAAUUUAAUCCAUUUGAUUGGAAAUCUCAACCACUUCAUCAUUGUGACAUUACAAAUAGCACGAAAGCAGGAAAUCUUCUCAAAAGCAUGUUAAAAAUGGGAUUAUCAGAACCUUGGCCUGUUGCUAUGAAUAUAUUAACUGGUCAAAAAAAUAUGAAUAGUUCUGGUCUAUUGGAUUAUUUUCAACCUCUAAAAAUAUGGCUUGAAUCUGAAAAUAAAAAAACCAAUGAAUACAUUGGUUGGGAAAGUAAUAACAAUUAAACCAAGAAAACAACUUUUUUUAAUUUAACGAUACCAAGAACAAGAAAAAUCUAUUUCGCCAACAGUAUUUUUUUGUUAAUGUUAAAAUGAAUUUUAUGUUAAUUAUUGUAUAAGGCAAUACACGUGUUAAAAACGUAAUAUCUACUUCAAAUGUAGGUAUGUAGAUACUUUGUAAACAAAGUUUAUUUACAAAUUUUCUGUAUAUAUUAUAUACGUUUUUGUUGAUUUUAUGUUAAAUAAACAUAGUGAUAAAAUUA
Messenger RNA from Leptopilina boulardi, 2193 nucleotides. RefSeq names its product angiotensin-converting enzyme-like. The transcript is spliced from 8 exons. Gene Ontology annotation, molecular function: metallopeptidase activity; peptidyl-dipeptidase activity. Gene Ontology annotation, cellular component: plasma membrane. Lineage: Eukaryota; Metazoa; Arthropoda; Insecta; Hymenoptera; Figitidae. Gene Ontology annotation, biological process: proteolysis. The record is from RefSeq and is a predicted model, not a curated record. The coding region runs from base 41 to 1936 and encodes 631 amino acids.